AUGUUCUUGAGGCGGCAUAUUGAUCAAAGCUUGUGGAAUGAAAUCCGCUUACUUGACUACAAAAGGGUUAAUGACUUCAACAAGGAUAUGUUGCGCUUGAAAGCACGUCUCAAUUUAUGUGGCAAGGAACUCACAGAAGAUGAUAUGAUCCAGAAGACUCUAUCCACUUUUCCUACUUUAGCACUUAUAUUAGCAAACCAGUAUAGGUUGGAGCAUGUUGGGACAAAGAAAAUUCCCGAGGCUAACUAUGGCAAGGUGAAGGAUGGAAAGAACCCUAAAGCAAAGGGGACUGGAUGUCCUAGUGGCCAUGGUGCCACUGGACCUAGUGGUCACAAAAUGAAAAAGGCACCGAAAAACCCUCAAGCAAAAAGGGAUAGAGUUGACAAUGAACCUUGCUAUAGGUGUGGAGACAUUACUCAUUGGUAUAAGAACUGCCAGACAAGCAAUAGAGUAGUAGCCAAUUACAAGAGGUAUAGGGAGUCUAGAGAACAACAGGCUCACUAUAUGGAGGAAGAAGGUCGUGAACCUAAUGUCAACCUCACAAUUUUGGACUUUAAUGGCAAGAUGGACCAUGCCAAGUCAAGCGAUACUCCAGAUUUUGAUUAA
This is a messenger RNA of Argentina anserina (silverweed cinquefoil), 606 nucleotides long. RefSeq lists its product as uncharacterized. NCBI's taxonomy places the organism in Eukaryota, Viridiplantae, Streptophyta, Magnoliopsida, Rosales, Rosaceae. The record is from RefSeq and is a predicted model, not a curated record. The coding region runs from base 1 to 606 and encodes 201 amino acids. The transcript has 4 exons.